Molecule: messenger RNA, 1041 nt
Organism: Beta vulgaris subsp. vulgaris (sugar beet)
Lineage: Eukaryota; Viridiplantae; Streptophyta; Magnoliopsida; Caryophyllales; Amaranthaceae
Exons: 1
Coding region: 1-1041 (346 amino acids)
Molecular function (GO): catalytic activity
Source: RefSeq, a predicted model, not a curated record
AUGGAUAAGAUCCUUUGUUGGAAUGUUCGAGGGAUAUAUAGUGUUCAAAAGCAGAAUGAUGUAAAGAAGGUACUCAACACUAGAUCCCUUGGACUAGUUAGUCUCAUUGAGACUAAGGUUAAAGUGAAUAAAAUGGGAAGUAUGUAUCAGAAUUUAUUUUAUGGCUGGUGUUUUAGUAGUAAUUCUUCCCACCAUCCUGGAGGAAGAAGAGUUAUGGCCUGGAAUUAUCAAGCAUUUCAUGUGGAGAUUAAGCUUGUAACUGAUCAAAUCAUGCAUAGCCAUGUUAGAACUGUGAAUGGUUUUCAUGAAUUUGAAUGCACUUUUGUUUAUGCUCAUAACUCAGCAAAACAAAGAGAGUCAUUAUGGAGGGAUCUGGAAUACAUAGCUAACCAGAUUAAGCUUCCCUGGAUUGCAAUGGGGGACUUUAAUUGUAUCUUAAAUAGAGAUGAACGUGUGGGUGCAGCUGUUAGAGAUGGUGAGAUGAUAGAUUUCCGAAGGUGUGUUAACAAGUGUGAGCUGGAGGACCUCAAAGCUUCUAGUAACUAUUACACCUGGAAAAAUAAACAAUUUGGAGAAAGAAGUGUUUACUGCAAACUGGAUAGAGCUCUAUGUAAUGAGAAAUGGAGUGAGAAGUUUCAGGAUUCUGAAGCAUGGUUUAUGCCAGAGGGAAUGUUUGAUCAUUCUCCUAUACUGGUGUCAGUUUUUGUGGAUAGGAAAUAUGGGAAUGGUCCUUUCAAGUACUAUAAAAUGUGGAGUCAGGCUCCAAAUUUUCAGCAAAAGGUCAGGGAAUUCUGGGUGACUAAUAUAAGUGGCACACCAAUGUUUAAAGUGGUGCAAAAGCUCAAAAUGGUGAAAAAAGAAAUGAAGGUGAUUAACAAGAUGGGUUUCUCAGAGAUCCAUGUUGCUGAUGCUAAGGCAUACAAGUUGAUGAUUGAGUGUCAACAUCAUGAUAAAAACAAUCCAGGGGAUAGUGACAAAGAAAAACAAGCAGUAGAAGAUUAUAGAAGGAUUCAUGAAUGUUAUCUAGCCUUUCUUAGAUAA